This is a messenger RNA of Bursaphelenchus xylophilus (pine wood nematode), 1947 nucleotides long. The record is from the annotation of a GenBank genome assembly. Lineage: Eukaryota; Metazoa; Nematoda; Chromadorea; Rhabditida; Aphelenchoididae.
AUGGCUGAUCUCCGAAGUGUUGGCUACAAACUCCUUCAAAGACUCCCGAAUGAAGUAAAUAAAUUUAGGAGACUUGUUUACAACUCGGUUUUACAUUGGCUAUUCAACAAGUUUUAGAUUUCCCACGCGAUCUUUCUGAGAUUAUCACCGUUUGAGGUGGAGGAUUGCCCUGAAGAAUGGAGCACCCUCGCCGAAUCCAUUUACCGCGACGCCUGCAUAGAAAAUCGAUUCCCUCUUCAUGGCCAAACAUUUCGCGAUUCAUUCUUUCUGUAAGAUAACACCUUUUUAAGUGUCUGUGACUGACAUCCCAGACAAAACAUUUCAGAUUUUGUAUAUUAUUUUAGGUAUCUCCGUCAAAUAUCGGACUCCAAGUUCCGCCCACCUCAGCCUUCAUAUAACGCGACCUAUGCUUUGCAAUCGUUCCUCAAAUAUGCACGUUUGUCUCUUGCACAGGUCGAAGUCACCGUGAUUUCACGCCAAUUUGCCUAUCAGGAGAAAGCUCUGCCCUUUGGAUUGGAUGUAUUGGAUAGAAUUGAAAGAAGUGAAGAAGAGGGCAAAAUAAAAUUAGUUAUUGGCAAUUCUUAUCAAGCAGACCUGGUGGCUCGGAAUGCUGAAGGAUUCAGUCUGCGAAAAGAGAACAGAGUUACAAUCCCGGUAAGUCGAAAGAUCCUGCCAUUCAGCCUAUAAAUCGUUUGGAAAGUGUACCCAAACCAGGGGUGGUCAGUGGGCCGGCCCGGCCCAAACGGGCCGGCCGGGCUCAAAAAUGGACAUUUGACAAAAGGGCCGGGCCGCGGGCCAGAGGUUUUUCCCGGCCCGGCCCGUCUAAAUUACAAUGCCAAACCGUUGGCAUUCAUUGUUUUCGCGCGGGGAAAAUUAAUUGAUGUUGUUAUAGUUGCUGUUUCUCAAGUUCUAAAACGUUUACAAGUCUUUAGUUCCAUUAUAAAACCACAAAACUAUCACAUUGAUCCUUUACUAGCUAGAUCAACGCCUUUUUUCCUAAGUUUAGAUCCCAAGCUUGGGCGCAGUUCGCAGAACCUUCUAUAAACGGGCCUGCACGGGCCGGGCCUGGAAAAAGACUAGAUGGGCCGGGCCGGUAAUUAGAUUGGCCGGGCCCCGAAAAUCGAAAAAAUAGGGUCCGCUGACCACCCCUAGGGGGUGCACCCCUGACCCAAACAGGUUUCCAAGCCCGUAAAGAGCGUGUAAAGAGUUGUUGUAAUCACCGAGUUACAGAUGAAAUACGGCCCUAAUGGGCUGCUGGCUCAUUUUUUUGGUUCCACCCUCUACUAUAUUGAACACGACGGAUGCCAUCGUCUCUAUUCAGUAAAUCUACUUGCUGAGUGUGACCCAAUCUGUCUCUCGACUCUUCCAAUCCCUGAGGACAAAACUUUGCUGAAAUUGUCCAUUUAUCCACCACAUCUCUGUCUACUUUAUGGAGCACCUCACGAGCUUUAUUACUGUAAUAUGGAGACGAAUGAUUGUUUUCACACUCCGAACAGCCCAAAAUUUCUGAAUCAGAAAUCGGUGGCCGACAUGCAGAUUGUAAAUGGUCUGCCUUAUAUGAAGAAUCCCAUUUUCCUGUUCAGUUUUGAUGAAAUUGUGGGGCACCCUUUAUAUGUGCAGUUGCCGUUAACAGAAGAUUCGCGGUGCUUUGUGGAAGACAGCCUGGAAGAACAUUCAAGGGUUCGAGUCGAACGGAUUGACGAGAAAUAUGUAUGUUGUAUUAUAGAUUACUUUGUCUCGUUUGGUGUUUGUUACAUUUUUGGUCAUGUUAUUGACGCUUGUCUACUUCAGAAGUGCCUGGUGAUUGAUAAAGAACACCUCCUCCUUCCAUUCGCGACUAAGCCAUUCCUACCUCACUUCUUUUUUGUUAUACUCCCAACUUUCAAGAGCGGGCUUUGUUACCAACGUAGGAGUGGAGAUCGUAUCCUGUUUCUAGGAUCUGGAUAA